This is a messenger RNA of Tigriopus californicus, 3976 nucleotides long. RefSeq names its product potassium voltage-gated channel protein eag-like. Gene Ontology annotation, biological process: regulation of membrane potential; potassium ion transmembrane transport. The transcript has 4 exons. Bases 698 to 3493 code for a protein of 931 amino acids. Gene Ontology annotation, cellular component: membrane. Lineage: Eukaryota; Metazoa; Arthropoda; Copepoda; Harpacticoida; Harpacticidae. The record is from RefSeq and is a predicted model, not a curated record. Gene Ontology annotation, molecular function: voltage-gated potassium channel activity.
CUGCUUCAAUGAGAAAUCAUGGAAAUAUUUCAACCACCGGUGGAACAAGUCAAGCAAGGUAAAGGACGCAGUAAGUGAUUUCCUCCCAAAGAAGGCGAGUGUUCCUAUCCUCUGGGCUCGAAAUGGACGCCAAGCCAGUUGAAGACGGAGGCCAAAAUAAGCACAUGGUUAUUAUUACUUCCUGAAGAUCGAGUGGAGGAACAUCCCAUUUGCUUGUGUCGAGUGUUUCGGAAAUAGCCUCAUCCAUCACAAGUGCAUCCAUCAACUUGGCAUAAUAACUCCAGACCUCACUCGCACGCCAAACCACGAGCAGAUGAUUAAGUGAUGAAGUGAUUCCGUCUUCUCCAUGUCCUCCAACCAACGAGGACGGAAUAAACAUGUUUUCUCACCAUGCCUCUCAAGGAGAUUGUUUGGUCCCUCAAAAUAGAUCCGACCUUGGUCAAGCGUUCCAAAGCUCUUCUUCCCACAUAGGAGCAUCACAGCCAUUCCGAUCAGGGCUCACAUUUUUCCAAGAAAACCUAACCAACCUUGAUACGAUUGAUGACAUAUCAAGUGAGUCUAAAUUGUGAAAAGACUCGAUCAGUGACCUUAAAAGAUGCGUAGGAACUUGCGCCCAAGUGAGUGAGUGAAAGUCUCGACAUGUGAGAGCUAAGACAUUCUAAUUCCUCGCGGUGAUCUCCGACAUCUUGUGCUUAAGAUGCCCGGGGGUCGACGGGGCUUGGUUGCCCCACAGAACACGUUUCUGGACAAUCUCAUUAAGAAGGCCAGUUCGGCUCCAGACACGAGUUUCGUUUUGGCCAAUGCUCAAAUCGUGGACUACCCCAUGGUAUAUUGUUCCGAGGAGUUCUCCAAGAUGUUGGGCUAUCCAAGGUCGGAAGUGAUGCAAAAACCAAUACGCUGUGAUUUUAUGGUGGGGGUACUCACCGACAAGGAGACGUUGAAUAAGAUAUCUGAAGCUCUAAGCAGAAUGGAAGGAGGUUCCUAUGAGGUUCUCUUCUAUAAGAAGAAUGGCCACGCCAUUUGGCUUCAACUGGAUAUCACGGAGAUUCGGAACGCUCAAAGGGUGGUGGUCCUUUUCCUAUGCGCAUUCAGGGACAUCACGGCCUUUAAAGAACCCCUGGAAGGAGGCAGUGUGAUGAUGAGCAAUCUGAGCAAAUUUGCCAAACUGGCGUGGACCAUAACUCGAUCUCGCAACAAUGGCUCUAAUCAGACCAACAAAGUCAUGAAUAAUUCUCGGAGUAGCGUCAAUCUCAUUACUCAAGUCAGCACCACCCAAGGUCAAGGUUUGCGAACCGAUCUGCCCAAACCGACGUUUCUCGAGUCACUUCCCGAGUACAAACAUGACCCACCCAAGACUCCGCAGCACAUUUUGCUGCAUUACUCCACGUUCAAAGUGGUGUGGGAUUGGGUCAUCCUAGGACUCACAUUUUAUACUGUUAUCAUGGUGCCGUUUAAUUUGGCGAUUAAUCGCACUUUCAAUAACGAAGACAUCAGCCUACUAGUGGUGGACUCCAUAGUCGAUCUCAUUUUUUUCAUCGAUAUCAUUUUCAACUUCCACACGUCGUUUGUGGGCACGGAUGGAUCAGUGAUCGUGGAUGAGACCAAGAUCCGUCAGAAUUAUCUCCGCUCAGGAUUCGCUAUCGACGUCAUGGCUUGUCUACCCUACGAUGCGUUGAGCAUGUUUGAUCUCUCCGAGGAUAAAAGCACCUAUGGGAACAUCUUCUCGAUCCUCAAGGUAAUGCGGUUAUUCCGCUUGGGACGAGUGGCUCGAGCAUUGCACAGAUUCUUGGAGAGCAGUUUCGCAUUACUAUUGCUCAUGUUGAGCUUUUACAUGAUCGUGGCACAUUGGUUCGCAUGCAUUUGGUAUGUGAUCGGAAAAGAGGACCUCAAAAGCGGAAUUCAAUAUGGGUGGCUUUCGUCCUUGGCCAAUCGAACCGAAGAUUACUUCAUCUUGGCCCGGGAUGAGCGGCAAAAUGGCAGUGUGGCAAUAAUUGGAGGUCCUCCGCUUAAAAGCAUUUACAUCACAUCGUUGUACUUUACCAUGACAUGCAUGACCUCCAUAGGAUUUGGAAACGUAGCCGCCGAGACGGAUUCCGAGAAAACCUUCAGUGUGUGUAUGAUGAUGAUCUCGUCCCUGCUUUACGCAGCCAUUUUUGGACAUGUGACCACGAUCAUCCACAACAUGACCCUGGCAACGGCCAAGUAUCAUGAAAUGUUGAACUCCGUCAAAGAGUUCAUGAUCUUGAACGAGGUUCCAAAGAACCUUUGUGAGCGUGUACUGGACUACGUCGUUUCCAAAUGGACGAACACAAAGGGUGUAGACCAAGAUCGAGUUCUCAGCGUAUGUCCCAAAGACAUGAGGGCCGACAUCUGUGUUCAUUUGAACCGUCGGGUGUUUAACGGCUGUCCAGCCUUCCGCUUGGCAAGCGACGGAUGUUUGAGGGCUUUAGCCGUCAACUUUGACACGAUGCAUUGUGCUCCCGGGGACUUCAUUUUUCGAAAGGGUGAGUCCAUUCGAGAGCUCUCAUUUGUGGUCUCUGGGUCCUUGGAGGUCAUCCAAGAUGGCGAGAUCCUGGCCUUCCUCAGCAAGGGCGAUGUGUUUGGCGAUGCCCAGUGGAAGGAGCACCAAUUGGCCAAGUCGGCGGUCCAUGUCCGAGCUUUGACGUAUUGUGACAUCCACAUGAUCAAUGUGGAGAAGCUGAAGGAUGUUCUGGAGUUCUAUAAAGCGUUUUCUCAAACGUUUGCCCGCAAUCUAACGCUUACGUACGAUUUAUCCAAGAGAACCGUGAUCUUCAAAGUUUCUGACCGCAAAAUGGAAAAAGUUCUCAAUGAUGUUCAACAGUACGAACCACCGUUCACGCCUGCUCAAGUCAUGCUCCUCAAAAAGGCUGUAAACAAAUUCAAAGGCCAGAUUAUGGACGGCUCUGUCUCGGCCGGUUCAGAGAGUGGCCGAAGAAGCACCUCACCUCGAGUUCUUCGCGAGCGCAUCAUUAACCGUCUCAAUGCCAAUGCUUCCAAAAAUGGGAGCGCCCAUCUCGGCUCCCUCGGGGAUGUCUCUCCUCCCAUUCGACCCAGUACCAGUAAGAUGAUGUUUGCCGACACCGACUCCAACCGAUCUUCCGUCAAAGAUCUCUUCAGUGACAAACCCAAGGGCAUGCAGGCCAAGAACGAGUUUGCGGAGGGUAGGGCGGGAGGUAGCCGAAAGUGGAAAUUCAUGCGUCAAAAAUCGCAACAAAUGAUGUCGGUGCUUUCCCCAACCAAUGAGAUCAAAGUUGAAUCCUCCGCCGCCAUGCUCAAUGAGUUCAGCGAUGCCUUAAACGAAUAUCGUGGCGAGAUUCGAACCAAUCUGGCUCAGCUGGAUGCCAAGAUCAACCGGUUAGAAGCGGUUAUGGUCAACUUGUCAGAGAGACUACCGCAGAUCCUUAGUAACAAUGGCUCCUCCUCAGGGGUGCCGCCAUCUACAUCACAACCAAUGUCCAGGAAGAGAGUAUAGUGAACAACCUCAUGGAGAUUAUUUUGGAUACCAAACAUAACGGCACCAAAGAAAAUACAAACCAACUACUCGUCAGAAGUUCAAUCACAUAUAGUAGAUUACGUGUACCAUACAACGAAAGCAUUUUGUAGUUCGAGAAAAUAACUUGUUCUUGUUCCAUCGAUCAAUUAGACAAAACCGAUGCGUCGAAACUCAGGUGCAUCAAACUUGUAUACCUCGAUGCUAACGACAGGAAGAGGCACAAUGUGCUCAUGGCAUUAUGAAACAGGUUGCUUCAGCACUGCCUUUUAUGCUUAUAUAUAGAUGGCUUUUUAGGAGUUCCAAUAUAAACACCUAUCUAGCUUCAUGGGUGUUUAACCGGGUUCAUUCACGGUUAGCGGCUGAGAAGUGACCUGCAAAUUUUUUUUGCCUUACCCCAUGUCUGAUUUUCUCUUCUUCUUUCAUGUGUAGUGUUUCUUACAGGAGAUACAUAUUACCGUAUUA